CGGUACCGGGGGUGGAAGACGAUGCCGUUCGUGAUCGGCAACGAGACGUUCGAGAAGCUGGGCAGCAUUGGCACGGCGGCGAACCUGAUGGUGUACCUCACCUCCGUCUUCCACAUGACCAACGUCCGCGCCGCCAUCGUGCUCAACGCGUUCAGCGGCACCACCAACCUCGCCACCGUCUUCGGCGCUUUUGCCUCCGACCUCUACCUCGGCCGCUACGCCACCGUGUGCAUCGGCUGCGUCGCCACGCUCAUCGGCAUGAUCAUCCUGACGCUGACUGCCGGCGUGCCGUCGCUGCACCCGCCGCCGUGCGCCAGCGAGGGCGGGCAGUGCGCGGGCGCGACGAGGGGGCAGUUCGCGGUGCUGGUGCUGUCGUUCCUGUUCAUCGUGGUGGGCGCGGGCGGAAUCCGGCCGUGCAGCCUGCCGUUCGGCGCCGACCAGUUCAACCCGCACACCGAGUCUGGCCGCCGCGGCAUCAACAGCUUCUUCAACUGGUAUUACUUCACCCUGACCAUCGCCGUCUGCGGGUCGUCGACGGGGAUCAUCUACGUGCAGAGCAACGUGAGCUGGUGGAUCGGCUUCGCCAUCCCCGCCGCGCUCAUGUUCGUCUCCUGCGCGCUCUUCUUCGCCGGCGCGGGGCUCUACGUCCGCGUCCGCCCCGAGGGGGUCCCCUUGGCCGGCGUCCUCCGCGUCACCGUCGCGGCGUUCCGCAAGCGGCGCGCCCCGGCGCCCGCGGACCCCGCCGCGUCCCUCUUCCGGACGCGCCACGCGAGCGCUCUCGUGUCGAGGCUCCCCUACACUGACCAGUUCCGGUUCCUCGACAAGGCCGCCGUGGUGGAGUUCAAGGGCGAGGUCGACGACUCCAGCGGCGGCGCCAAGGACCCAUGGCGGCUGUGCAGCCUGCAGCAGGUGGAGGAGGCAAAGUGCAUCCUCCGCAUCCUGCCCGUGUGGGGCACCUGCAUCGUCUACUACGUCGCGUUCGCGCAGACCAACACCUACGUCAUCCUGCAGGCGGCGCAGUCCGACCGGCGCGUCGGCGGCGCCCGGGGCUUCGAGGUGCCGCCGGCGUCGUUCACCAUCUUCCCCAUGCUGGCGCUCACCGUGUGGAUCCCCUUCUACGACCGCCUCAUGCUGCCGUGGCUGCGCAGGCUCACCGGCCGCGAGGAGGGCAUCACGCUGCUCCAGCGGAUGGGCGUGGGCAUGGUGCUCUCCGUCGUGGCCAUGCUCAUCUCCGGCAUGGCGGAGCAGCGCCGGCGCGAGCUCGCGGAGCUGCACGCCGCCGAGAGCGGCGGGUCCAUGUCGGAGAGCCGCGUGUCCCCGAUGUCGGCGUUCUGGCUGGUGCCGCAGCUGGCGGCGCUGGGCCUGUCGGAGGCGUUCAACCAGGUGAGCCAGAUGGAGUUCUACUACAAGCAGUUCCCGGAGAACAUGCGCAGCGUCGCCGGGUCGCUGCUCUUUAGCGGCCUGGCGCUGUCCAGCUACCUCAGCGGGCUGCUGGUCACCAUCGUGCACCGCACGACGGCCGGCUCCGCCGACGGCGACGACGGGUGGCUCGCCGAGGACCUCAACAGGGGGAAGCUCGACUGCUACUACUUCGUCAUCGGCUUCGUCGGCGCGGUCAACUUCUUCGUGUUCCUCGCGUGCGCGAAAUGGUACAGGUACAAGGGCAUGGAGGAGGAGGAUGAACAGGAUGCGCAUGGGAUUGAUCAAUGGCAGCCAAGAUCAGUGGUAGGAGGAGAUCAACCUGCUAAUUAG
Panicum hallii is the source of this 1752-nucleotide messenger RNA. RefSeq names its product protein NRT1/ PTR FAMILY 2.10-like. Gene Ontology annotation, molecular function: transmembrane transporter activity. The coding region runs from base 22 to 1752 and encodes 576 amino acids. The transcript is spliced from 2 exons. Gene Ontology annotation, cellular component: plasma membrane. The record is from RefSeq and is a predicted model, not a curated record. Gene Ontology annotation, biological process: transmembrane transport. NCBI's taxonomy places the organism in Eukaryota, Viridiplantae, Streptophyta, Magnoliopsida, Poales, Poaceae.